Messenger RNA from Esox lucius (northern pike), 4350 nucleotides. It is a transcript of the gene tomm5, whose product is annotated as translocase of outer mitochondrial membrane 5 homolog (yeast). Gene Ontology annotation, cellular component: nucleus; mitochondrial outer membrane translocase complex. The coding region runs from base 1865 to 4018 and encodes 717 amino acids. The transcript has 3 exons. Gene Ontology annotation, biological process: regulation of transcription by RNA polymerase II. NCBI's taxonomy places the organism in Eukaryota, Metazoa, Chordata, Actinopteri, Esociformes, Esocidae. The record is from RefSeq and is a predicted model, not a curated record. Gene Ontology annotation, molecular function: DNA-binding transcription factor activity, RNA polymerase II-specific; protein binding; RNA polymerase II cis-regulatory region sequence-specific DNA binding.
UAAUUUGUACAUACUCAGCAUUGAUAUUCAGUAAUUAUUAAAUUAUUAUUAAAAUGAAAUCAACAAAGACGUAAAUAAAAUUACGGUAUAUUGUAUUAAACUAUAAUUAGAACCAAACAGAAAAGGACAAAGCAUACGUUUAAUUACGUGUUUAUAUACCCUGUUAAUCUUAUUUAGAACAUAUUUUUACGCACUUAUAUUGGGUUAGAAUUAGUUCCGUAAGCUAAAAUACAUGGGUAUUGCUCUGCCUUUCUCACAUCGUAGAGUUUGUACCUCCACGGACAUAAUAUACAGUAAUCCUUUGAGCGUAAUUUCCGGUUUCAACAGUCACGUUUCCGCCAACAAGUAGGCUACGCGGGAUAAGAACGGUAAAUAACAUCAAGCCAAAGAGCAAUUUCUAGGAGAACCUCUUCCAUAAAAUCACAACCAGCAGAGGGUUAGCUUGAAAACCCUAUACACACCACGGCGAAAUGUUUAAACUCGAGGGUUUAGGGCCAAAAAUGGACCCAGAGGAAAUGAAGAAGAAGAUGCGACAGGACGUAAUCACGUCCGUGCGCAAUUUUCUAAUCUAUAUUGCCCUUCUCAGAGCCACUCCUUAUAUCUUAAAGAAGUUGGACAGCAUUUGAGAACUUUUGCCUUUCCAGUAUUCACACUUGGUUUACUUCAACAAGGACAAUGGACAUCACCGUGACAGCGGACCCAGGCAUCCAUCUAGACACCAUCAUGUAGAUCCUAUAGGGAAGACUUCUUUAUAGGUUAUAAUGGAGACGUGUGUCCCCAGUAUAGAACUUGAACACUCAGAGGUUAUCAUUUGUACUCAUCAAUAUGUAUAUGUAUAUUAUAUGGUUCAGGAAAAGCAACUGACUGCAUUUUUUAUUUAAAGUGAUUCUAUGCCUCCAUAGGCACUCUUUUCAACGGUCCUUCUCAGUGAAUGAGAGUUUGUGGUAAUUGGAGAUGGGAAUAUUGUUUAGUCAUGUGAAUCACCUGUAAUAAAGGGAGGACAUGUUAAAAUGUGUCACUGGUAGCUCACUUGUAAGAGCAGGACGUUUUUAAAGACUGGGUUGUGGGUUUGACUGCAAGUAUGAAAAUGUAUGCCCUUAAUACUGUAAGUCUCAGUAUAAGAUUUAUCUGGUGUAAGUCAGUAUGGUGGUAUAAAAUGUCCUUCACCCUCGAUAACUACUUGACUGUGGCCUCCAUGGAAUCAUGAAGAUAAAAGAAUACUUUUGCACUGCCUGAGUUUUCUGUUUGCUAGAGACAGGCCGUCUUUCCUUUAGUCUAAAGACAUCCCAAUGCAAUGGCUGGUAAUUUAGUACACUGACCUGCAUAAUAUUUUUUUUUUUCAUUUCCCUUGUAAAAUACAAAUAGACUAAGCGUUCAAUUAUUACCGGAAUAUCCCAAGAUAAUGACUUGCCUGGUAAAAUUAGAGUAUUACUUAAAUAUCCCACAUGGGGGUGCACUUGUCUUAUUUUUCAGGAGGAAAGCAUUAAUCAAUCUUUGGUAAAACUGCUGUUCAAUCUACGCAAUCUUUAGUAAAAACAGAAUUUCGAUAGAGAAGGGGUUCUUAAAAUAAAGUUGCACACUAUCAGUAAUGAAGUAUGGACGGAUCCACGUACGACGAACGAACCAACAGUUUGAGCCAGUGGUAGACCAGCUAGACAGCGAGAGGGAGAGCCCCCGAGCACGCCGCCAUUCAGAUGCGACGUAAAGAACGGGUCUACUUCAUCAGCCCCUCACUGGUGUAACGGUAGCAGCAGCAGGCAGUCCUUCCGUGUUUUUGUUAGAUUAGAUGUGUGGGCCCGCCCCUUCGUUUACUGCCGCGACCCUACAACAUCAUCUGCCUGCCUAAUACUAUUUUCAGGCAGAGAUGGACUUCCCAGGUCAUUUCGAGCGCAUCUUCCAGCAGCUGAACCAACAGCGUGUCAGCGGUCAGCUCUGUGACUGUGUAAUUGUGGUUGGGGGCCAGCCCUUCAAGGCCCACCGCUCCAUCCUGGCAGCCUGCAGUACACAUUUCAGGGCCCUAUUAAAUUCAGUAGAUGGGGAUGGAGGAGGUGGUGGGGAAGGAAGUAGAAGAGCCAGUAUGAUGGAGCUAGACCCAGAGGUUGUGACUCCUGAGGCUUUCUCUGCCUUGCUAGACAUGAUCUACACCUCCACUCUCACUCUGGGGAACUCCAAUGUAAUGGAUGUGCUCUUAGCUGCGUCCCACCUGCACCUUAACACUGUGGUCAAGGCCUGCAAGCACCACCUCACCUCACGCAACUUUCCCACAUCGCCCCCGCGGGGCUGGAGGUCGCCGGUGCCGCCGCCGCCGCCGCAGCAAUUCAGCCUUGAGGUGGACCAGCAGCAACUGAGGACUUCUCCAUCCCAGGCGUCGGCCAUGGUUGUGGUCAACUCCAGGCAGCAGAGAUCCGUCCUGCUUCAGCAGCUGGGACUCAGCCUGGUCACCUCAGCCCUGGAAGGGAGUCUUGACAACAGGGACAUCGAAACAGAGGCAAGCCAGGCUGGAGACCGGGACGGAGAGAUUCGGAUGUGUGGAGGCACGGAGCAACAAGUUACUUUCUGUGGCCGGCGACUCCAUAAGCGGAAGAACUCCUCUCCACAAGUGUUUCAGGAGGAGCGACUUCACAGCAAGCAGAGAGGGGGCAGGCUGUCUGAGGAGAACCACGUGGACGGCUCCCCAAGGGUGACCAGAAGUCACGGGGGUGAAGAGCUUCCCUCCCCAGACUCAUUGAAGACAGACGAGGGACUCCGCCUGGAGAGGGCAGAAACCGAGGAGUUGGAGGAGAAGUACGAGACAGGGGGAGUAGUAUUGCAAGAGGAGGUACAGCUGCCUAGCCAGUCUGACGGCAGUGCGGGAGGGAGGCUGGCGGGUGGGGGAGAGGGCCAGUUGGGUGGCCCUCUUGUGGACAGAGGACUGGUGUUUAAAGUUAAAGUGGGAGAUGAGGGGCAUGAAGAGGAUGAUCAGAAGACUAAUGUUGUGGUAAAGAAUGAGCAGCUGAGCAGCUCCUAUCCAGACACACCAGGUGUGUCCAAUGACCCUCCAUCUACACCAGAGGACACCGGUGACCGCCACGAGGAGCCUGCCAAUGAUGAGAAAGACGUAAUCGUCCCGAAGCAAAGUGAUCCGAGCCCAUCCGACUCCCAGUCUGGUAUCGGUCCUCACACAGAGACACACCCACUCCAAAAUAGCACGGAGGUAGACGGGUCAUCUGACAAUGAGGGCCUGGACAGCAACCGAGACCUGGGCCUUUCCUGCAUUCUCAACCCCAGGAGUGCACUUGAGGCGGUAGGAGAGGACCGCCUCCUCACCACCUCCAUCAGUGAGGCUCAGGCAGAAAGCAUUGAAGCGGUUAGGUCACUGCAAGGUCCAGAGGGAUCAUCUGCCUCCUCCCUUAUGUUCCCCAUAACCCCAGGCCCCUUCCAACAGAUCCUCAGUGGAGAGGGACACAGUUUCAGUGACAGCUUCAUUCUCCAGCCCACCCAAACUCAGGAUGUUCUGGGGGGCUUCUUGAGAGGCGUUCGGCCGGACGUAGCCACCUUGGGCAGCCUAAGUCUGACCACCGCCCGCUCCCGUUCUCUCAGAGUAGACAUUACCGGAGCAGGGGGCAGUUUAGGGGCGCCAGCUUACCGUCGUAUCGCCCCAAAAGUGACGCCCAAUUCUGAGGCCCACAAAGACGGGCAACCCAGUGACGCCUCUUCUUCCGGUCAGGCGGCGGUGGACGCUGCCCCCCGGGCCACACUUACCAGAGCAUCAGAGGACGUCCUGUCCAAGUGUAAGAAGGCCCUAACCGAGCACAACGUCCUGGUGGUGGAGGGGGCCAGGAAGUACGCCUGCCAGAUCUGCUGCAAGACCUUCCUGACCUUGACCGACUGUAAGAAACACAUCCGGGUCCACACGGGAGAGAAGCCCUACGCCUGCCUCAAGUGCGGAAAACGCUUCAGCCAGUCGUCCCACCUUUACAAACACUCAAAGACCCUCUGUCUGCGCUGGAAAAACCACCUGCCUGCCACGCUGCUCUGAGACGCCGGGUUCAGCUGGACACCAAAAACGCAGCCAGCGCUCCCUGUUGGACAGAGACCGUUGACAUAUUCCGUUUGGAAAAGUUCCGGCACGUCAGGGUUAUUAGGCUUGUCGGGUUGCUUACACCGUAAAAACAAUAAAAUAGAUCCUUACAGGUUUCCAUAGAAAAAGGAUUUUUAAAAAGCGUACUGUUGAUUGUCUACUGUAAAAGGUCACGGUUACCUGCAGCGUGUUUUCAUAGAACAUGGAGGUUCUCUUUAAAAGAAUCCAAGCAUUAUUUCUCUGUAGGAUAAUUAUUACAGAAUGAGGAAAAUAAACUAGAGAGGAAUCAC